Molecule: messenger RNA, 1099 nt
Organism: Sturnus vulgaris (Common starling)
Lineage: Eukaryota; Metazoa; Chordata; Aves; Passeriformes; Sturnidae
Source: RefSeq, a predicted model, not a curated record
AAGAACAGCUCAGAAUGACACAACUCACCGAGCUCUGUUUUCUUACAACUUACACCCAGGAGGCAGAGACAGCCCACCUGCUCAGGGACACAGGAGUGUUAAGAAAUUGUGUUUGGCUGUGGGCUGUGCUGGCACUGACCCAACAAAGGAGAAGCCACCAGUGACAUCAGUUGUAUGGGACAGCAGGACCAAGACAGGAAGAAGGGCAAACAGCAGUAGCAAUGUCUGGCACUCUGUCACUAGGGAUGACAACAGGAAACUACCUAAAACUCUAAAAACUGCUGGACACUGCUGAUUUCUGACCCAGUAAUAGUCAGCCGGGGCCCUGCCAUGGGAAAUGCUCCAGCUCCUCUCACAGACAUCUGACUCCACUCUCCCAGGGGCAGGACUCACUCUGAAAUGCUGAAGGCCGUGCACGCCGCCAUCCUCCGGCACCGGUUCCUCAUUGUCCGCGCCAAGGAGCUGCGGUGCGGCCCGGAGCAGAGCCGCCGCUUCUACCGGGAGCACGCAGGGCGUUUCUUCUACCAGCGGCUGGUGGAGUUCAUGGCCAGUGGCCCCAUGUGGGCUUAUAUCCUGGCCCAUGAGAACGCUGUCCCUCUCUGGAGAUCCCUGAUGGGACCCACUAAAGUGUUCCGAGCCCGACACAGUGACCCGGACUCCAUCCGAGGUGCCUACGGUCUCACAGACACUAGGAACACAACCCAUGGCUCAGACUCGCCUGCCUCAGCCAGCAGAGAAAUUGCCUUUUUCUUCCCCGAGUUUGAUGAGCAGCGCUGGUACGAGCAGGACGAGCCCCAUCUGCGGCGUGGGCAGCUGUACUACAGCGCCGAGGAGCGUGUGCACCGCGUGCUCGGGCCACAGCAGGCAGAGGUACAGAUCCAGGGUUCUGCAGGACAUCACUGCUGUCCCUGUCCUCAGCAGUGUCCAGAGUGGAUCAGCUCAGGAUCCCGUGUGUCUUCACACAGGUCUGAGAGCUGCUGUCCCCAGUGCUGUUGAUACUUCAUUGAUAUUUUGUCGGUUGUUUUAUUGAUUCCUGGAGGUUUUGCUCAGAUACGUGUGUUUUUCUUGUAACUAUUAAACUUAACUAUUUUUCACCUUU